This is a messenger RNA of Vidua chalybeata, 3542 nucleotides long. RefSeq names its product RAS like family 10 member B (gene RASL10B). Gene Ontology annotation, molecular function: GTP binding; GTPase activity. The record is from RefSeq and is a predicted model, not a curated record. Lineage: Eukaryota; Metazoa; Chordata; Aves; Passeriformes; Viduidae. The coding region runs from base 304 to 915 and encodes 203 amino acids. The transcript is spliced from 4 exons.
CGUGUGAUCGCAGCCAGACCUGUGCAGACACCUCGGUGCUCGCUGGUGUCACAGGCAGCCGGAGUGGGGUUUGGGGGCUGUUCCGAGGAGCAGAGGGGUGCAGGGAGUCCAUCAGCAGCGUGUCCCGGGGGCCUGGACCAUGUUCCUGGAGGUUCAGCCAGCAUCUUCCCUCUGUCCAGCACGCAGUGACGGGGAGCCCCGGAGGGGAAAUGCAUCCUGAAUGGGGCUGAGGCCCCCUGCUCGGGAAUAUGCAGCCUCGGCACCGCGGAGGCAGCACCAGGGCAGCGGCCGGCGUGCGGCGGGAUGGUGGCAACCUUCAAGAUCGCCGUGCUGGGAGCCCAGGGCGUGGGCAAGAGCGCCAUAGUCCGGCAGUUCCUGUACAACGAGUUCAGCGAGGUCUGCGUGCCCACCACGGCCCGCCGCGUCUACCUGCCCGCCGUGGUCAUGAACGGCCACGUCCACGACCUGCAGAUCAUGGACUUUCCCCCCAUCACCGCCUUCCCUGUCAACACCCUGCAGGAGUGGGCAGACGUGUGUUGCAGGGGGCUCCGGAGUGUCCAUGCCUACAUCCUGGUCUAUGACAUCUGUUGCUUUGACAGCUUCGAGUACAUCAAAACCAUCCGCCAGCAGAUCCUGGAAACAAGGGUCAUCGGCACCUCGGAGACGCCCAUCAUCAUCGUGGGCAACAAGCGGGACCUGCAGCGGGGCCGGGUGAUCCCGCGCUGGAACGUCUCCAACCUGGUGAAGAAGACGUGGAAGUGCGGCUACAUCGAGUGCUCGGCCAAGUACAACUGGCACAUCCUGCUGCUCUUCAGCGAGCUGCUCAAGAGCGUGGGCUGCGCCCGCUGCAAGCACGUCCACACCACCAUCCGCUUCCAGGGCGCGCUGCGCAGGAACCGCUGCACCAUCAUGUGAGCCCCCUGCCCCCAGGGACCCCGGGGCCGCCGCUGGGGCCGCCCAAACUCGGGGAUGGUUCUGCUCCCCGGGCGGUGGGAGCUGUGCUGGAGGCACCUCGGGGGUUGCUGAGGUGACAUUUGGGGACGGGGCGCCUUGGGCGGGGUGGUGCAGGGGGUGGCCAGGCUGAGGGGUGAGGGAUGGCCUUGGCUAAACCCCUGAGCUCUCUCCAAGCCUCCAGUGCUUGAGGCCAAAGCCAUCCCAGGGGGUUGUACAGCGGGGUACCCUCAGAGGGUGCCAGAUUUUGGCUGUCGGUUCAUCCUUGCCAGUUCCUGCCCUGGCAGCACAGGGGCAGUGCUUGGUGCUGCCUGCCUGCCGUCGCCUGCUCCUGGAAGGGAAUUAUCCAGCACCUGUAUCCCGGUGUUCUGGGGCUGGUUCUGUCUCUGGGGCAGAGGGAAACAGGAGUUCUGCUUUUCCCCUUGUGGAGCUGGGAUUUCGCCCUGUGGAGGGCAGAGCAGCCAGGUUACGUGGCUGUCUUUUGGCUCGGUCGGGUCAGAGUUCCAGGUGGAAUUUCUGGAUGAAAGCAAGAAAGGGGGAAAAACCUAAGUCCCAGUCCUGCUCCUGAUAUCCCCGGGAGCUGGGUUCUGCCUUCCCAGGGCUCUGAGCUCCCCUCUGCCCCAGCACAGCCCCAGCACAGGAAGGUUUCUUCUCCCCCAAGCCUGUGAACACCAAAUAAUCCGGGAACACUCCUUGCCGGGCAGGUCACCCCUUUGCUACCUCUCGUCCUGGGCUCAGCAGGUGAUGGCUUCACCCCAGCCCCCGGGGUGUCCCGGGCAGGUGGGCAGCCCCUGUGCCCCCGGGGUGUCCCCGGGGUGUCCCGGGCAGGUGGGCAGCCCCUGUGCCCCCGGGGUGUCCCUGGGGUGUCCCGGGCAGGUGGGCAGCCCCUGUGCCCCCGCAGCCCCCGGCAGCGCCACCAGGUCCGACCCUGCCAGGUUUUCCCACAGGGAUGUUGCCUCGGCAGCAACAGGGAGCUGGAGCAGCACUUCCAGUUGCAUUCUUGUUUUUUUUUUUUUUUUUUUUUUCUCUCUGCAUAUCACUAAUAGGAAAGUGAGCCCUCCAUAUUUUUUUAAUUAUUAUUUUUUAAUCUUCUGGUUUAUGUUUGCACCAGAGCUGCAGCUCACCUGCAUCCUGCCCUGCAGGGCGGGUUGGCAAAGGGCAGCCCCUGUUAGGAAGUGAUGAUGGGGUGGUGAAGGGAGAGCAAGAUGCCAAGAGGGUCGUGGUUUCUCCAUGGCUGAUCCCUGUGAGACACAGGGAAACACCAUCCUCAUCUCCUGAGGCAGGAUCUGUGUCUGACCCAUCCUCCAGCAAAACCAUCUCCGUGAUUCCCGCUGUCACAAGGAGCUGAAGGGGUUCAGCACUGCUCUGGGCAGCAAAACAGGACACCCAGCCCUCUCUGCCACCACAGCCAGGUGUCCAUGGCCCAGCAGCUCCACUGUGCUCUUGGAAAUGCUUCCCAUUAAAGGCAGCUCCAGCUGAGCUCCAGUGCCUCUCACUGCCCCAUCCCUGUGCCAGGGCUGGGGGUACAUCCUGCUCCUCCCUCCCUGCUUAGGGAAUCAAACUCCUUGCUCCAAAAUUUAAAAAAAGGGAAAAAAAAAUAGGAAAGGCAAAAGGCGGGGGGGGGGGGCACGGGUCCAUCUCAGCCAGGAAGGGCAGUGGCACUUGUCACCAUCCCUCGCCUUCAUGGCAAACCUGCCUCCCCCAUCCAAGCUCACCCUGUCAGGAUUUAUUAACACAUGUAAGUCCACUUAUCGAUCUCUGGCUAGAGCUUUAUCCCUCCAAAUUGUCUGAGAAGGAAAUUCCUUGGUAAAUGCUAAUAAUAAAGCAUUUAUGAAGUGCUCCGACGUACACAUAUCAACGACUAAGCCAAUACAUUGUUUGUUAUAACCCUGUAGCCUGCAGUUUAUAGCACAAUUAGUUACAGGUUUUUAUAGCAUCUAUUUAGUAUUUUGAAGAAAAAAAAGUUAUAAAUAUAAUUGUUAUAUUCUAUUGUACUUUAUAGACAGAGGAAGUUAUAUUAGUAAUAAUAACAACUCUCACUGCUUCGACAGCAUUUCCCAGCUCCCGGGAAAACGAGGGCUACAAAGAGUUACUUUCCCACGAGCCCAGGAAGGGGUAGGAGGUGGUGGUGGCACCCUGGGUGCAGGCAGGGAAUCCCAGGCAGGAAGAUCCGAGGUGUCCAGGCACAGGGGUUGGAGCACACGGGAGCACGGCAGCAGCCACGAGCGCCCUGCGGCCCUACUCACACCUUACUACAGAUUUACCACUCACCCAACGCCACCCUGCUCCUGCUGAGAGCAACCUGGGCCUGGCACGGGCUGGGGUGUCCCCACUGCUGUGCCCAGGGCAGUGCCAGGUUUCUGCCCCCGUGCUCGUGGAGGUGAUGCCUGGGUUCGGUUCGGCCCCACCAAGGAUGCUUCCCUGUCCCUCUCCUCCUGCUCCAGUGAGCACCCCAGUUGCCUGGACUUGGCUUUCCUUUCCCCCCUGGACUCCUUGUCGGAGAUUCCCGAGGUGUCUACACCGCCUGUGACGCCCUGCACCUCCUUCUUUGAAAUUGAAUUAAAAAUCAGGUCUGUCCCCCUUGUUCUGUA